Molecule: messenger RNA, 2847 nt
Organism: Mesocestoides corti
Lineage: Eukaryota; Metazoa; Platyhelminthes; Cestoda; Cyclophyllidea; Mesocestoididae
Source: the annotation of a GenBank genome assembly
UUGCUUUUAAGAUUAAACCCCCUCCCUGCAACAGAACGGUUAAUAUUAAUUCCUAAUUUUCUAUCAAGUUAUUUUGUUAAGCUCGUAGACUCCGAGCCGAAAGCUCGCGUUGGAACCAGCGCCUCGCCGUGCACUCCGCCGGACAUUUGCGUACAAACCUUUCCCGCAAGUCGGUGGAUCCACGUAUCGGGUCGGAUGUCGGAGAGACAAGCACUGGCAGUUGUGUUUCCGGACAGCUCGUUUGUCCAGCCCAUCGUCAUACCUUUUGUCCGGGAGGCGGAAACGCAGGACAAAAUAACAUGUAACUUAAAUGCCUUGGUUUUAGAACACAGUGAGUCCGGCGGUGUCCUAACAACUGGACCCUUUACUGUCGGUGGGGACCGGAUAAAUCUGAUCCUGCUUUUUGAUCACCCCAUUCGAUACAUAACGACGUCGCCAGGAAUAAGACUUGGCAGAAAUGCACGUGGACUCUCGAUCUACUGGCCUCGAGCUUCGGAACGUGGAAGGAGUGAACAAUGGUUUUAUGCAUCUGGACACUUGGAGACGUCGGCAAUUCGCCUGAGAAUUCGCCACACACAAAGCUCCCAAAGUGCCGUAGUCAAAGACCUCAUUUUCCAGCCGUCGCGUUCAGUCGCGGCCACUCCGAGCGUCUCGCAUUUUCGCCGCGUCUUCUUCCAAGCCAGCAACGCCAGAGCAUUCCGCCUGGCCGCGACAUCGAAGUCAGAGGAUCCGCCUUCGCACAUUGGUUUUGCGCUUGUAACACUUUUAUUCCUUUUCUUCGACGAUCUCAUUUUUAGUCAAGCCUCUCUUGGAGAUCUCGAGGCACUGCUGAAUUCAGUCACUGCAUCUCUUAAAGAGAGUUACUUGUCAGUGCGUCGUGAUAUAGUUUCCGAAUUCGGAUUUCAAGGCGGUCGGCUGAAGUCACGCGAAGAAGAACUAUUACUGGAACUAGAGACAAAGUUUGGUGAACGCAUGUCGCUAAUCGAAAGGUACAUUGGUUUGCUGGAAUUCGCAAAAGGUAAAACAGACGGUGAAAGUUUCGAGGUACUGGACUAUCCUUCGCCUUUGAACCGUUCAUACAGGAGUUCUCUAUCGGAAAAGUCGGAGAGCGGUCAAGCGGACUCGCUGGUGCUUUUCCCGCCGCCGUAUGCCGCGAGUCUUGCCGACAUGUCAGCGUGGCUUGCGUACACUCGAUUGCCGCCGGCGGAGCGUGACACUCGCCACCUGUUUCCGCCCACUCUCCUCUCACCCGCCAACAUGAGCCUGUGGCUGUCCGCCCCAGCGCCGAAGAAGGACCACCAGGUUUGUGCCAAGAGCCAGACCUGCAAAAACGAGUGGCUUUGUCAAGCGCCUCCGAAGCCCCAGGUUGACACCCUCGAGGCGAAGUUAGAAGCCAUGGCCUUGGCCCAGGAGAAAGACGAGGACAAGGAGGUAGACAAUAGUGAAGUGGUUGCCCUAGUGUGCCGCAAGCCCAAUAAGGGGGAUUCGUGCUGCAAGUCGUUCGGCAACUGCGCAAACAAGCCGAGCUGCGCGACGCGUCUGAUGGACGAAGUUGAGAAGCCGUGCAUUCGUGCCUGGCUCGCGCGCCAAUCCGUCCUGCCCGCCCAAUUGCAGGCCGAACUUGAAGGUGAGCAAUCGGAGCCACGCGACCCGGCGGUUGUGGCACAGCUCCGCAAAACCGCCAAGUCCGAUUUGUCGCUCUGGCUGGCCAAGAAUCGCAGUGAGGAACCGCCGAGGCCGUCUGGCAACCGCAUGACAUUCGUGCAGCACCACCUCGAACCCAACUGGAGAGAACGGUGGUUGAAAAGACACGAGCCCCUUGUCGCCGAGAUGUUGGACAGUCAUGUGGCGAAGAAGUCGAAGCUCGCCAACCUUCUCUUGGAUAGUCAGAAGAACCUGGAAGCCGAUCUCGAGGCCAUCGUCUACCAGUCGCCGUUCAAGUGCCGAACCACCGCAUCCUACAACUGGCUCCACACCAGCAAGAAAGCGGAAGCCGUGGAACAGCCGUGCGGACGUGCUCCGUGCCUCUCCGGAAUCGAUAAUCCCUGGAAGAAUUUGCUCGGUUUCUGCCCAAUCGGAAUUCGUUAUCAUUCCACACGUUUACCCAACCCGAAAACAAUUUUGGUGGCCCCGUUGACGCCUCAGAGGGGCAUCGAGCCGCCACCAGGCCUCCUCUCCUCGCCGUAUCGCAUAAAACUUGUGCCCAAUUUCGACAUACCCAGUGUCGACAAGACGUCUACUCGGCGUCGAGCAGAAUACGGCUACCCAAUAGACACUGCGCGUCACAGCUUGGACCUGCGAAACAACCGUCGCCACCAGCAGUUUCUGUACGACUUUGCUCUGCACACAUGCCUUGGAAUUGAUCGUGUGACUCCUCUUUCCAGCAUCCUUGAUUUGGCCUGUGGUGUGCUCCUUCCGUUUGGCGGGGAAUCCCUGAUGGAGAAGGGGAUUUUCGCGCUAGGCUUUGAUCACAUCUUGCGGCCAAUGAAAGGCGUCGAUUUUGCCCAGUGCUCAUUGAUUGGGUCAAAGUUUCCGCUGCGACCUUCGUCAAUCGACUGCAUUGUCUCAAUCUCAUUCGUCCAAUGGGUGACCGCGACCGAGAAUGAGCGUGUGAUUGGUCUUUUUGCGCAGGAGUGUGUUCGAACGAUGGCCAAUCAGGGCGGACACUGCAUCAUGCAGUUUUACCCAGCUAACAAACGCGACCUCGAUUCGAUUAGUGAGGCUUUCGUAGCCGCUGAUCGUGGCAUUCGGGGGUGUCGUUUGAGUGCCUGGCCUGUCGAAAACAGAGGUGUCAAAAUCUUUGUUUAUUGUGUAAAAAAUAGUUUACCCGCGGUCGGCGCCAACUGA